AGCGGCGGCGCAGGAGUGAGGGGUGGGGGGCAGAGUGCUAGCGCCCCGGCGGCGCGGGUCUGGAACCCGAGGACGUCGGCCUCACGGCGGGGAGCGCACGCGAGGGAGCUCGAGGCGGCGCGGUGGCCACUCGGCGAAGCACCCAGGUGGAAAUGAGCUCCCAACAGUUUCCUCGGCUAGGGACCCCUUCGAGUGGGCUGAGCCAGCCACCUUCACAGAUUGCAAACAGUGGUUCUGCAGGAUUGAUAAACCCAGCUGCUACAGUCAAUGAUGAAUCCGGUCGAGAGCCUGAAGUCAGUGCCAGGGAGCACAUGGGUUCCAGCAGCUCCCUCCAGGCCCGGGAGGAGAAGCAAGAGCCUGUUGUGGUAAGGCCCUACCCACAAGUGCAGAUGUUGUCCACGCAUCAUGCCGUCGCAUCAGCCACCCCUGUCGCGGUGACAGCCCCACCAGCACACCUGACGCCAGCAGUGCCACUUUCAUUUUCGGAGGGACUUAUGAAGCCGCCCCCGAAGCCCACUAUGCCUAGCCGUCCCAUUGCUCCUGCUCCACCUUCUACCUUGUCACUUCCACCCAAGGUUCCAGGACAGGUUACUGUUACCAUGGAGAGUAGCAUCCCUCAAGCUUCAGCCAUUCCUGUGGCAACGAUCAGUGGACAACAGGGCCAUCCCAGUAACUUGCAUCAUAUCAUGACCACAAAUGUACAGAUGUCCAUUAUCCGCAGCAAUGCUCCUGGACCCCCUCUUCACAUUGGAGCUUCUCAUUUACCUCGAGGUGCAGCUGCUGCUGCUGUGAUGUCCAGUUCUAAAGUAACCACAGUCCUGAGGCCGACCUCACAGUUGCCAAAUGCUGCCACAGCACAACCAGCAGUACAGCACAUCAUUCACCAACCAAUCCAGUCUCGUCCACCUGUGACCACCUCCAAUACCAUCUCACCUGCUGUGGUAGCAACGGUCUCAGCCACCAGAGCUCAGUCCCCAGUCAUCACUACGACAGCAGCACAUGCUACUGAUUCAGCUCUGAGAAAUGAGAAUGAGCUGGGCACUGUGGUAUGCUCCUGCAGUUUUAGCAGUCGGCCCACUUUGUCUAUCCAGCAUCCACCAUCUGCAGCAAUUAGCAUCCAGCGUCCUGCCCAGUCUCGGGAUGUCACGACGAGGAUCACACUACCAUCUCACCCUGCGUUAGGGACACCAAAACAGCAGCUUCAUACGAUGGCUCAGAAAACCAUCUUCAGUACUGGUACACCAGUUGCUGCAGCAACGGUAGCACCUAUUCUGGCAACCAACACCCUUCCUUCAGCAACCACAGCUGGAUCUGUGUCACACACGCAAGCUCCCACGAGUACAAUUGUUACCAUGACAAUGCCCUCCCAUUCAUCCCACGCGACUGCUGUGACCACCUCCAACAUCCCAGUUGCUAAGGUGGUGCCUCAGCAGAUCACACACACGUCUCCAAGGAUCCAGCCUGAGUACCCUGCAGAGAGGAGCAGCCUGAUUCCCAUCUCAGGACACCGGGCCUCUCCAAACCCCGUGGCCAUGGAGACCCGGAGUGACAGCAGACCAUCCGUUCCUGUUCAGUUUCAGUACUUUUUGCCAACUUACCCACCCUCUGCAUACCCCCUGGCCGCACACACCUACACCCCAAUUACCAGUUCUGUGUCCACUAUUCGACAGUACCCAGUUUCAGCUCAGGCUCCAAACUCCGCCAUCACAGCUCAGACUGGUGUUGGGGUCGCAUCUACAGUCCAUCUGAACCCCAUGCAGUUGAUGACAGUCGAUGCGUCGCAUGCGCGACAUAUCCAGGGGAUCCAGCCUGCACCCAUCAGUACACAGGGGAUCCAGCCAGCACCCAUCGGAACUCCAGGGAUACAGCCAGCACCAAUUGGCACACAGGGAAUCCACUCAGCGGCUCCAAUCAGCACUCAAGGACUUCAGCCUGCACCAAUGGGUACUCCGCAACCACAACCUGAAGGAAAGACUUCAGCCGUGGUACUGGCGGACGGAGCCACAAUUGUAGCCAACCCUAUCAGCAGUCCAUUCAGUGCUGCCCCAGCAGCAACCACUGUGGUGCAGACCCACAGCCAGAGUGCUAACACCAAUGCCCCUGCCCCGGGCUCUUCCCCCCGGCCAAGCAUACUCCGGAAGAAGCCUGCCACGGAUGGAAUGGCAGUGCGGAAAACCCUCAUUCCUCCCCAGCCUCCUGAAGUGGCCAGUCCUCGAGUGGAGAGCUCGAUGCGAAGCACGUCUGGGUCACCAAGGCCUGCAGGUGCCAAACCUAAAUCUGAAGUCCACGUGUCUAUGGCCACUCCAGUCACUGUGUCCAUGGAGACCGUAUCGAAUCAAAAUAAUGAUCAGCCUACCAUUGCGGUCCCUCCCACUGCCCAGCAGCCUCCACCAACCAUUCCAACCAUGAUUGCCGCCGCCAGUCCCCCCUCACAGCCAGCUGUUGCGCUCUCAACCAUUCCUGGAGCAGUCGCCAUCACUCCACCCAUCACUACUAUUGCAGCUGCACCACCACCAACAGUCACUGUGGGUGGCAGCCUCUCCUCUGUCAUAGGGCCUCCUGUACCUGAAAUCAAAGUAAAAGAGGAAGUAGAGCCAAUGGACAUCAUGAGGCCAGUUUCUGCAGUUCCUCCGCUGGCCACCAAUACUGUGUCUCCAUCUCUCGCAUUGCUGGCAAACAACCUGUCCAUGCCUCCAAGUGACCUGCCACCCGGUGCCUCCCCGAGGAAGAAGCCUCGAAAACAGCAGCAUGUGAUCUCAACAGAAGAAGGGGACAUGAUGGAGACAAACAGCACUGAUGACGAGAAAUCCACUGCCAAGAGUCUGCUGGUGAAGGCCGAGAAGCGCAAGUCCCCGCCCAAGGAGUACAUUGAUGAAGAAGGUGUGAGGUAUGUGCCAGUUCGUCCAAGACCUCCCAUUACUUUGCUUCGUCACUACCGGAACCCUUGGAAAGCUGCCUACCACCACUUUCAGAGGUAUAGUGACGUCCGUGUCAAAGAGGAGAAGAAAGCUAUGCUGCAGGAAAUAGCUAACCAGAAAGGCGUGUCCUGCCGUGCCCAGGGCUGGAAAGUCCACCUCUGUGCCGCCCAGUUACUGCAGCUGACAAAUCUGGAGCAUGACGUUUAUGAAAGGCUUACCAACCUGCAGGAAGGAAUAAUCCCAAAGAAAAAAGCGGCGACUGAUGAUGAUCUGCACCGGAUAAAUGAACUAAUACAGGGAAAUAUGCAGAGGUGCAAGCUGGUGAUGGAUCAAAUCAGUGAGGCCAGAGACUCCAUGCUUAAGGUUUUAGAUCAUAAGGAUCGCGUCCUGAAGCUUCUAAACAAGAACGGGACUGUCAAAAAAGUGUCGAAAUUGAAGAGAAAAGAAAAAGUCUAGACCAAGAAGAAUCAGGAAUUUUGAAAGAGAAUUUAUGAAAAAUGACCGUGGGGGUGGGGGAAGGUUAUGGUUGUUUUCAGAGGAGCAUUGAAAUAAAAGUAGUGUUCCUUCAUUCACACGUGAAAGCAGAGGGACCCAUGGCAUCUGGUGGCAUAAGCGGAUCAGAGCUGACUCGACCCAGUGAGCCCCGAUUCCUUUAGGCACGUCCUGUUAAAUCUGCCCUGUGUCCCUGUGACUCCUGAUGUGCAGGGACACGGAGGGCUGCCUGGCGUGUUUCUGCCUCCCUUUACAGACUCGGCGGAUUCCUUCAGGACCCACGGUGAACCUGGAUUGAAAGUGUCCACCCGGACCACCUGUCAUCUCUACACGGAAAGAAAGCCUCUUCUCCUUGCCCUGGUCGGUUCUGCCUGACCUUCAGAUGCCCCAGCUGGCCUUCACAGUCGUGCCACAGCACCAGGAGAGGCUGCCACGUCGCACACUAAAGAGUUUGAACAAUCAGUUCUUGUUGCUUUUUUAAAGAAUCAUUUCCAAGUGAAGUUGUUACACUGUCUGUCCUGCGUGUAUCAGAGUUAGAUUUUUAUGGAGAUUCCAAGCAGGCAACCUAAGUUGCCCUGAGAUCCUGUUCUGAAGUACGUUCUGGUUCUCUGUACUUCUGUAGCUGGUGUGAUGCUGUUAAUUGUGUGUUCCACACAUCUCCAGACGUUAAUAAAGGACUCAAAGAUG
Octodon degus (degu) is the source of this 4097-nucleotide messenger RNA. RefSeq names its product Sin3A associated protein 130 (gene Sap130). The record is from RefSeq and is a predicted model, not a curated record. Bases 153 to 3374 code for a protein of 1073 amino acids. The transcript has 22 exons. Gene Ontology annotation, cellular component: Sin3-type complex. Lineage: Eukaryota; Metazoa; Chordata; Mammalia; Rodentia; Octodontidae. Gene Ontology annotation, biological process: negative regulation of transcription by RNA polymerase II.